AUGUCGUCCUACAGCGCCGGUGCCCUCUGUGGCAAGUUUGAGGGGGGCAUCCCUAUCCAUGCGGAAGACCGCGUGCUGUGGUUGAUGCGAGAGCGCGGGCUGGCGAGGGAGACAGCGGAGUUACAGGUGAUGAAAGAGUUUCCGGCGGCUUUUGUCGAGCCUGGAAGCAGGAGGUAUGACCCGAAAGCCUCCUGCGGUAAGACAGAAGAGGGACAGCCGAUCCUUGCCCAGGAUCGUGUGUCGUGGUUAGUCAACAACAAGCAGAUGGGACUGAAAGAAGCGGAGCAAAUCGUCAUGAACCAGUUUCCAGAAUCUUUUCUGGGUCUCAAGCAGCCAGAUGGGUCUCGUUAUGACCCUUGCGCCAUUUGUGGAAAAGACGGCAGUGGGGCACCCACCACCGCCGAAAGUCGCGUGCAGUGGCUGCUCCGAAACAAGAGUAUGACUCGUGACCAGGCUGAGCAGACUGUCAUGGACCAAUUUCCCACGUCGUUCUCCUCGCUUUCGUCGUCUUCAUCCGGAAGCAGGAGGUAUGACCCGAAAGCCUCCUGCGGUAAGACAGAAACGGGACAGCCGAUCCUUGCUGAGGAUCGUGCGUCGUGGUUAAUCCACAACAAGCAGAUGAGCCGGAAAGAAGCCGAGCAAACCGUCAUGAACCAGUUUCCAGAAUCUUUUCUGGGUCCCAUACAGCCAGAUGGGUCUCGUUAUGACCCUCGCGCAAUUUGCGGAAAGGACGGAAGUGGGGCGUCCACAACCGCCGAAAGUCGAGUGCAGUGGCUGCUCCAAAACAAGAGCAUGAGUCGCGACCAGGCUGAGCAGACGGUCAUGGAACAAUUUCCCGCAUCCUUCUCGUCGCAGUCAUCGUCUUUAUUGUUGCCAUCCAAGUUUGGGCCGAAGAACCUCGGCAUUGGUUACGGUUUGGUUGGGCCAUUCAGUAACUCGCAUGAGACCUUGCUGUCGCAUCUCCAACAGCGUGGGGUCACAAGGCUCAAAACUUGGAGCAUCGACGUCGCGUGGCUCAAGCAGGUUCGCUCAACGUUUGCUGACUCUGGUGUCCAAGUCACGGUCGCAAUUCCAAACUGUGACUUGCACAAAGCUGUGAAUGAUGACACAUUUCGUCAAGCGGUGAUCAGCACACUGGUCACCUUUGCCGACAUCGUGGACAAGCUUGCCAUCGGCAACGAACCCGAGCACAAGGAAAACCACAAACACUGCUGGAAGCUUCUCGCUCCGGCAUUUUUGGCCAUGGAUGACGCGGUGCACCACGCCGGCCUCAAGAUCCAGGUGAUCGUUCCGUUUUGCGAAGCACUGUUGCAAGACACCUGGCCGGUUGAGAAAUCGCGGGUGCGCCCCGAGUUGCUGGAUGUGGUGAAGGUCAUCACGGAGAGGCUGACGAUGCGAAAAGGCUCGUUCUCCAUCAACGUCUACCCGUUCUUUUCGCACGUGUACAACCCAAAAGACAUCUCGGUGGCCUAG
Messenger RNA from Symbiodinium natans, 1473 nucleotides. The record is from the annotation of a GenBank genome assembly. NCBI's taxonomy places the organism in Eukaryota, Dinophyceae, Suessiales, Symbiodiniaceae.